This is a messenger RNA of Plenodomus lingam JN3, 681 nucleotides long. RefSeq lists its product as uncharacterized. The record is from RefSeq and is a predicted model, not a curated record. NCBI's taxonomy places the organism in Eukaryota, Fungi, Ascomycota, Dothideomycetes, Pleosporales, Leptosphaeriaceae.
AUGACCACCGCUGUCGCUAAUCCCCCGGUCCCGGCCCAACAUGCCGCCCCUUCUUCGGCCGACGCCGUGGGCUCGUCGAGGACAUAUGCUCCCAUUGCGCCCUCGACUGCCUCUCCCCACGCUGUGACGCCCAACUCUCGCGCCUCUAAACUUCCCUCCGACAAUGCUUCACCUACCUCCUCCAGUGAUGGCACCCAGUUUAGAGCCGAGGCCAAGCGCUCACCUCUUUCAUCUCGUGGCCCGGCUCCCAAGAUUGUCGUCAAAAAGGAGCCUGCCUCGCCCGACAUGCCCACCACGACACGACACCGACCCCAACGAUUAAACCUGACGAACCACAACAUCGUUCACUCGUCGGGUGCCCUCACCGCGCGCCCGUCUGGACCCGGUAGCGGUCAUGUCCAAGACAUGGGCCUCGCCUGUCUUUCCCCCGGCUUUCACACCCAAGACCCCACGAUGCGUGAGCAACUGCAAAGAAGUUUGGAUGUGAGGGAGCGUCAGCGGCAAAUCAUCAAGGCACGGCAAAAGCACGGCAAGAGCGGUCCACCGGAUAACGAGGAAUCAAGGGGCACCGAAAUGGGCGCCUUUGGCAGGACGAUCAAGACGCCACAGACGUCUCGCAAAAAGGGCCCACCGCCGGGCCUCAGAAUCGCUCCUCCUGCCCAUCAACAGUUUUUCCAGUGA